AUGGCACGCGACGAUGAUAUUCUCACCGAUGUCCCGGGCACUGUUUACUUGGUAGAUGCAUCCCACUCCCUCCAGAAUGCUGCCCACGCUGGAAAGCAGGAUAUUCUCCUCCUUCCACAGCCAACCAGCUCUCCAGCUGAUCCACUGAACUGGUCACGCGCGAAGAAAUUAUGGUCCCUCUUCUUGAUAUCAUUCUAUGCCUGCGUGUUCUCGUUCGGCGAGAAUAAUUGGGGUGCAAGCUGGACUUUGAUAUCGGAUAGUACCGGUGUCAGUCUGACCAACAUGAAUGGCGGUAGCGCGGUGAACUACCUGCUGCUGGGUUUCUUCAACAUCAUAUGGAUUCCCACGGCGAUGAAGCUGGGCCGUAAGAUAGUCUAUAUUCUCAGUCUGAUUUGUCUCCUAGGGGGCAGUGUCUGGGGAGGCUUCUAUACUGGCACGGGCCAGUACUAUAUCAUGUUGGCAAUUCAAGGUAUUGGAACUGCGGCAUACCAGGCUUUGAUUCAGCUUACGAUCUUUGACAUGUUCUUCACACAUGAACGUGGUCGCAUGGUUGCAAUCUACAUUUUCUUCCAACAGCUGGGUUCUAUUCUGGGCCUUAUCUUGGGUGGCUAUAUCUCCGAUGGAAUUGGCUGGCGUUGGAGCUCCCCUAUCGUGGCGAUUGCUUGUGGCGUCUUGAUUCUGUUUUUCGUCUUCACAUUCGACGAUACAAUGUUCCCCAGGUAUCGCUUCAACGCACGACUAGAUCCAUUCCAAGCUAGCGCAAAGGCCGACAGCCAAGACGAGCCUGAAAAAGAUGGGCAGCUGGGGGCUCCCGUGUCAGAAGUCACUAGUAACGGUCUCGGUGUAGAUAUCACACCGCGGACCUACCGGCAAAAGAUUACAUUGAUUCACUACUAUCCCGACGAUGCGACUACAUGGUUCCAGUACUUCCGCCGUCCAUUUUACCUCUUUGCAUUCCCAAAUAUCGUGCUUGCCGGCAUCCAAUUUGCAUUUGGCUGCACUGCCGGUAUAGUCUCUUUCAACACAAUCUCGGAGAUCAUGACCGAUGCGCCGUACAAUUGGAGCGCGGGAUCGACUGGAUUGCUUUUCCUUGCUGCCCUUGUUGGUAACUUCCUCGGAAUGGGAGUCGGAUCUUUGUCUGACUGGGUGGUGCUCACUUUGGCACGUCGUAAUAAGGGAUACAAGGAGCCGGAAAUGAGGCUUUGGACGUAUAUCUUUCCAUUGAUAUUUGGCGCUGUUGGAUACUUCCUUUAUGGCUGGGCUGCUACGAAUGCCGACCACUGGAUGGCCAUAGCGGUCGCAUUGUGCUGUCUGAUUGCCCAGCAGGUGUCUAUCACGAGUAUGGCAACGGCUUAUGCGAUGGAAUGCUUUGAUGGGAUAUCGGGUGAACUUGUCGUCGUCCUAGCCAUUUGCUCAUCUCUCAUCAACUUCGCCAUCUCAUACUCGGUACAGCCAUUUAUUGAUGCGACAUCUUAUGGUUGGGCAUUCACCUUCUAUGGGAUCUUGGUGGUUUUAUCCGUCUGUAUGGGUGGCCCCAUGAUAAUCUGGGGAAAGACAUGGCGACGGAACUGCAAGCCUCGAUAUGAGCAGUUUUUGGCUGAGACUAGGCGGGGAAAUGCCUCCAUGCAAUGA
Molecule: messenger RNA, 1632 nt
Organism: Penicillium atrosanguineum
Lineage: Eukaryota; Fungi; Ascomycota; Eurotiomycetes; Eurotiales; Aspergillaceae
Product: putative MFS transporter
Exons: 7
Coding region: 1-1632 (543 amino acids)
Biological process (GO): transmembrane transport
Molecular function (GO): transmembrane transporter activity
Source: RefSeq, a predicted model, not a curated record